Messenger RNA from Rotaria sp. Silwood2, 1287 nucleotides. NCBI's taxonomy places the organism in Eukaryota, Metazoa, Rotifera, Eurotatoria, Philodinida, Philodinidae. The record is from the annotation of a GenBank genome assembly.
AUGUCAUAUGAUCGAUCAAAUAAUUAUGUUAAUGUUUCAUCAAUUCCAAAUCGAACACAUACUCAACCAUCAUCAUCAUCAUCAAUUCCUAUAACAUCAAAUUCGGGUCCAGUUGAUUUUCAACCACCAUAUUUUCCACCACCAUUUCCAAAUGUAUCACAUCAACAUCCAUUUGAUCAAAUACAAUCAAAUCAUUCACAUAAUCUUGAUUAUACAUCAUCAUCAUCACCACCUUAUACCGGUAAUCAAGUAUCACAAUCCUAUAAUUCACUUGUACGUUCAUCAAAUGUAAAUAUCGAUGAAACAGCACCAUUAAGUCAUCCUUAUGGUGCCUAUGCUGAAUAUGCUGCAUCAUAUUAUACACGUCAUGCAAUGGUACUUGAUCCUGAAUCUUUACAACUUUAUCGUAGUGGUUUAUUAGGUACUGAUUCAACGGGUACAGCUGCUUUUCGAGUACCAGGUCUUGAUGAUAAUGUCCCUCAAGCAUUUUCUGAACAUUAUAGAACAUCAUUUCAACGAGAUCCACGUCGUAGUGAUACAAAAGAGGGUAUUCAAUUAAAUUUAGGUACUGGUAAUGGACCAUUAGCUCCAACAGAUGUAUUUUGUAGUGUACCAGGGCGAUUAUCAUUACUUAGUUCAAAUUCAAAAUAUAAAGUAUGUGUAUCGGAAGUUCAAAGACGUCUUUCACCACCAGAAUGUCUUAAUGCAUCAUUACUUGGAGGAAUAUUACGAAGAGCAAAAUCAAAAAAUGGUGGAAGAAUAUUACGUGAAAAACUUGAAAAAAUUGGUGUUAAUCUACCAGCUGGAAGACGUAAAGCAGCAACAGUUACAUUAUUAACAUCACUUGUUGAAGGUGAAUCUGCUCAUUUAGCUCGUGAUUUUCAUUAUGUAUGUGAUCAAGAAUUUCCAGCACGUCAAUGUGCUGAAUAUACUAAUCGUCAAUAUAAUACAACACAUCAUUUACAAGAACCAUGUGGUAUUACAAAACGAAAACAAAAUAUUCUUGCUGCAAAACAAUUAGUUAAAGAAUUUACUGAUUUACUUUCACAAGAUCGUUCACCAAUAGGUACAAAUAGUCGUUUAGCACCUGUACUUGAUCUAUCAAUGCAACGACAUUUAACACAUUUUUCAUUAGUUACACAUGGUUUUGGUACACCGGCUAUAGUCGGUGCAAUGUCAGCAUUACAAAAUUAUUUAACAGAAAUGAAUAAAACAUUUGACAAAACAACAGCAUCAUCAACUGAUCAUAAAAAAGAUAAUGAUCUUUUAAAUACAAAAACUUCAUAG